Didymodactylos carnosus is the source of this 1494-nucleotide messenger RNA. The record is from the annotation of a GenBank genome assembly. Lineage: Eukaryota; Metazoa; Rotifera; Eurotatoria; Philodinida; Philodinidae.
CACAAAACUCAAACAAAUCGAACUAAAAAGGUGAUAUUCGUAAUCAGCACAAAAUUCUGCAUCGGAUGAUGUGUCUUUCAAGGAAAAAUGAAGAGUGCUUGAUUUUUGAAUUAGCGGCACCUUAUAUGCACGAACCACUAAACUUCCCAUAAUCUUUUUUCCGGACAUUGUCUGUAGAGAGCUGCUAACAUAAUACCAUCCGCGUAAAGAAGAAAAGAAGCAUGAUGUUCUCUUGCUAUGAAGCCACCAGGUGUAUGAACACUUAUUUAGUCUUGGAACAAUGCUCGCCAAGAUAUUUAAAAACAGUGGCACGAAAAAAAUUCAUGUAAGUUUUCUUCUUCCGUUUGUAAAAGAGUAAUUUGUGUUUAGCUUAUGUUACUUGCUUCGAUAAUGACCAAUUAGCGGCGUACCAAACGGAUGAGUUGAGAUGAGCUUAGCCCUUCCAACCUAAGAGUUUUUAACAUUUUCAAUUUUAUACCAGAUCUAACGCAAAUAAUUUAUUUAAUUGCUCUGUUUUUCGCUGUUAACUAUAGAUUGUCUCUUACGGAACUAAAACGCACUAUCUCGACAGCUUCUAAAAAGUCUUGGGGCAGCGUCGACCCCCAUUGUAAAAUCCUGGCUACGUCACUGGUAUAAAGAGGUCGAAAUAUCCGGAAAAAUUCAGUGAAUCUAGAAAAAUGAAACUCAAAUUGACGGGCCUGCUAAUUAGUUUUACCUACAUAUUCUGCCAGAUUUACUUAACUGGUAGUUCAGAAAAUUUUUGACUAUAGUUACGAAAAAAGUGUUUAUUUAUUUGAUUUAUAAAAUCCCUUUAUUUUCCCUUUUUCAGCUCAGUUGAAAGUAUUGAAUAAAAGUCAUCAUUACUUACAACUCAAAGAAUUAGAAUUGAACCGUCGUAUUUAUGUAGACAACGACGACAACAUACUAUCAUUAAUAAAUGUUAAUAUUCGUAUCUCACAAACAUCUCAUCUAUUAAUUCAGCAACUAAAUUUUGUCUUGGAAUCAAAAACAUCAUCAUUAAUUAUCACGGGACCAUCGGGUUGUGGAAAGUCAUCAUUGUUACGUCUAUUAGCUGGUUUAAACUACAAUUUAACUGAUGAUAACGAUGACGAAGAGCUAAUUGAAACAUCAUGUAUUAAAAUUUUAUCUAAACAAUCGAUCUUAUUAAAACAAGCAAAAUAUGGUGAUAGUUUGUUGACCAUUCAAAAAGAUGAAGAACACCAAUCAUAUCAACUACUAAAACAAUUUAAUUUACAUCAUUUAAUCGAUCGUUAUACAUGGGAUACAAGACAAUUAUGGUCAAAAAUAUUGUCUGUCGGAGAACAACAACGACUGAUUAUUGUUUGUUCGUUAUUGAUCGGAAGUGAUCAAAUAAAAUGUUUUGUUUUGGAUGAAACAACGAGUGGAUGUGAUGAACAAACAGAACGUUCUAUCUACAAUAGUUUAAAGCAAUCACCAAUUCAAUAUAUAACUGUAUCACAUAGACAUAAUUAA